AUGUCUAGCCAAUACAGACAACGCGAGAGGUCACCGCCCAGAGGCCAGCGAGGGGUGUCUUUUGAAGGUGUUCCUUCCGAAUCGGGCUCCGUCACCUAUUCCACCUCCGAUCUUGAAGCUCCCCGGCAGCGCCAGCAUAGAACACCGCCGUACCAGGAGCAUCGACAGCACCAACAGCCGGCAUCAUUCUACCCUAUGAACCACUCCUCCGGGUAUCCGUAUUGGUACUCAAACCCCCAAAUGGGCCACUACAACUAUCCCGCCUCAUAUAAUUACCCGGGUCAUGGCAGUACCGGCAUGUACCAUCCGCAAUAUACCCAGUCUUCAUCAUAUUACCAAGCGCCGCCAGCUUCACGCCACCCUUUCACUCAAUCGCCUCAAGAUGCACCAGGUUCAGAUAUUGAAAGGAUACGGCUAGAAGCCGCCUUCAGGGCAAGGAGAGAGAAAGAACUCGAAUCAAGAAUCCGGCAAGACGUCGAGGAAGAGUUCAGACGACAGCUCGAGGUCGCGAAGAGAGCACAAGAACAAAGCAGGCAAGAAAUUGAAAAUGUUCGAGUCGAGGUAGAGAGGGCUACGAGGGCAAAGUUGUUGGCUGAGCGAAGUGCAGAGGCUGAGCGUGAGCGACUCGCGGCGCAGCAAGCACGACGAUUCGAGAAGGAGUUGAGGGCGAAAAUAGAGGCGGAAAGGUUGGCUGAGGAGGCAGCGAAAGAGGCUAGGGAGAGACAGAGAGAGGAAUUUGAGAAGGUGAUCAGGGAGAAGAUGCUCCAGAAUUUGGAGGAGCUCACGGACAUGGCCAAGGGGAAGCUCAUGGCUGACCUAGGAAUGGGAAAGGAGGCUGCACAGAUGCCACAAAAUAUGGGAGUAGACAACGUCCAGACAUGCGGCUCAACAAUUGAAGAAUCAGGAGUCUGGCAACAGACUUCUUAUGCUGGAUCGUCUAUCACGAAAAUCCCUUCAGACAUCGGAGGGCGGCUCCAGAUCGAGGUGCAGAAGAACACGAGCACUUAUUCGGGGAUAUGGAGGGGAAAGGGUCAUCUUACAGUGAGCCUCCUUGGCCGCAGGCGCCCCCGCACGCACCAGAAGUUCCAGGAGUUGGUCCCAGAAGUGAUUGCAAUCCCGGAAGCAUCAGUAGUGGCGGAGGUGGCGGCAGCAAUCGGUAUCACCCCGUGCCAGUUGAGGAGUUGGCCGAGCAAGUCACUCAGCAAGUCAUUGAUCGCCUCAUCAGCCGUGUCGCCGGUCGCUCAUCCUGGGAUAUGCCGGCACAGCAUUCAGCGUCUCACCGUGGCACCGCUUAUUCCUGCCCUUCGACAGCCCCCGAAUCAGUUCACAGCGAGCCAGCCACCACACGAAGUCCCUCUUGUGAGCCUGCUGGCACUGAUUUUGAGACAGGAGGCCGCACUGCCUUCUGGCCUCGGCCAGCUAUACGGUGUCGCUCGUGCGGAGGCAUCGCUGUAUGGUGCGGAUGCUCUUCUGCCCGUGUUGACACCAACGACUGAAGAAGCAAGAGAAAGCGAGCAAGAAGGCUGGAAAUGA
This is a messenger RNA of Trichoderma citrinoviride, 1533 nucleotides long. RefSeq lists its product as hypothetical. The coding region runs from base 1 to 1533 and encodes 510 amino acids. The record is from RefSeq and is a predicted model, not a curated record. The transcript is spliced from 6 exons. NCBI's taxonomy places the organism in Eukaryota, Fungi, Ascomycota, Sordariomycetes, Hypocreales, Hypocreaceae.